CCCAAAGAAGAAGACAUUACGUCACCGGGUGCAGAGUAACUUUGACUGCCAAGAUGGCGGGGACAAUGUUGAGGUCGCUUAGCAAACUUGGACGUCCUUCAACAAAAUUGAUUAUAAAUAGUAAUUUGGUCAGCCCUGCUUGCACUGUCCUACAAAACAGGCAGAAACAGUGGCAGCCAGAUGUGGAGUGGACGGAGCACUAUGCUGGGGCGGUGAUGUACCCCAGCGCCAUCACUGAGAAAUGGGUCCCCCCACCAUGGAAUGAUAAGGAUGCUCCUAUGGAGAAGGAGGUGUCUAACCUGACCAUUAACUUUGGGCCCCAGCACCCCGCAGCCCAUGGCGUGCUGCGUCUGGUGCUGGAGCUCAGCGGGGAGUCAGUGAAGAAGUGUGAUCCCCACGUGGGCCUGCUGCACCGCGGCACAGAAAAACUCAUUGAGUACAAGACCUACCUACAGGCGCUGCCUUACUUUGACAGGUUGGACUACGUGUCCAUGAUGUGUAACGAGCAGGCCUACUCUCUGGCCGUGGAGAAGCUGCUCAACAUCCAGGCCCCACCCCGCGCACAGUGGAUCAGAGUUCUUUUCGGAGAGCUGACUCGCAUCCUGAACCACAUCAUGGCCAUCACCACCCACGCCCUGGACAUCGGAGCCAUGACCCCCUUCUUCUGGAUGUUCGAGGAGAGAGAGAAGAUGUUUGAGUUCUAUGAGCGUGUCUCAGGGGCCAGGAUGCAUGCAGCCUACGUCAGACCUGGUGGAGUACACCAGGACAUGCCACUGGGACUAAUGGAUGAUAUCUAUGAGUGGUGCAAGAACUUCUCCAUCAGAAUAGACGAGGUGGAGGAGAUGUUGACCAACAACCGUAUCUGGAAGAACCGCACCGUGGACAUCGGGGUUGUGUCUGCAGAGGACGCACUCAACUAUGGCUUCAGUGGUGUGAUGCUGAGGGGUUCAGGCAUCAAGUGGGACCUGAGGAAGUCUCAGCCCUACGACAAGUAUGACGAGGUGGAGUUUGACGUCCCCAUCGGCAGCAAGGGAGACUGCUACGACAGGUACCUGUGCAGGGUGGAGGAGAUGAGGCAGAGUCUCAGGAUCAUGAUCGAGGCCCUCAACAAGAUGCCAGCGGGAGAGAUCAAAGUGGACGACGCCAAGGUGGCCCCGCCCAAGAGAUCUGAGAUGAAGAUGUCCAUGGAGUCUCUGAUCCAUCACUUUAAGCUGUACACAGAGGGUUACCAGGUGCCCCCCGGAUCCACAUACACAGCUGUAGAAGCACCCAAGGGAGAGUUUGGUGUGUAUCUGGUAUCUGACGGCUCCAGCAGGCCCUACCGCUGCAAAAUCAAAGCUCCAGGAUUCGCUCACUUGGCUGCCCUGGAUAUGAUGGCUAAAGGACACAUGCUGGCUGACGUAGUGGCCAUUAUUGGCACCCAGGACAUUGUGUUUGGCGAAGUUGACCGUUAAGUUAACACCUGACUGUUGAAAGAUGACACCCAUGGUUCCACUCUGAAGAGGAUUUCUCAGCGCUGUCUUUACUACCUUGUUUGUCUCUCAUUCACUGUACUGGGAUUUUGACAGAUGGGCCAACUCGUAAUCAUUGACGUAUAAUGCUGUAAACCUAAUAAAUAUUUUAUCUCUGAUCGGUCAAA
Oncorhynchus mykiss (rainbow trout) is the source of this 1639-nucleotide messenger RNA. RefSeq names its product NADH:ubiquinone oxidoreductase core subunit S2 (gene ndufs2). Gene Ontology annotation, molecular function: quinone binding; oxidoreductase activity, acting on NAD(P)H; NAD binding. The record is from RefSeq and is a predicted model, not a curated record. Gene Ontology annotation, biological process: mitochondrial electron transport, NADH to ubiquinone. Lineage: Eukaryota; Metazoa; Chordata; Actinopteri; Salmoniformes; Salmonidae. Gene Ontology annotation, cellular component: respiratory chain complex I.